AUCAUUAGACAACCAGAAUACAUUCCCUGAACUAUCAGUUCUUAGAAAUGAGGAAGGCUUUCCUCCUUGCUGGCUUCAACAAGAUAUGUUAUAAAAAGAAUUCAUCAUAUGGCAAGUUCUGCUGUAGUGGAACACAGGAGUAACUCCUUCGCAAUGAUGCUUCCUUUGGCUCUUGUGGUGCUUUCGUUUUUUCAUGGCGCUUCUUCCCUAGUGGAUACCAGCAUAUUUUCAAUAUACAACGAAGACCACAGGCGUUGUGUAACUGUCCGGCCUCCUAACUAUGCCACAACUGCUCCUUGUAGCCCUAACGAUGAGGCACAAAAGUUCCGAUGGGUUUCCAGUCACCAACUGAUGAGUGUCUCUCAGAAGUCAUGUUUUGGAGUGUCUUUAAAGAAAACCUGGACCCCGAUUAGUCUGUACCCGUGUGACUCAACAAGUGAGCUCCAGAAAUGGGAAUGUCGAAAUGACACACUUUUUGCUAUCCAAGGAAUAGAUCUGUUUUUCAACUAUGGCAACAAAAAUGAACCAAGUAUUAUGCUGUACCAUGGUUCAGGAACAUGGAGUAGGUGGAAGGUCUAUGGGACUAGUGAUGAUUUGUGCUCCCGGGGUUAUGAAGAUAUGUUUACCUUGAAAGGCAAUAGUGAUGGGGCUCCAUGUGUGUUCCCUUUCCAAUAUGACAGCAAAUGGUAUGCUGAGUGUACAACUGCUGGCAGGUCAGAUGGCUUGCUAUGGUGUUCAACUACGAGAAACUAUGAUACAGAUAAGAAAUAUGGACAUUGUCCAUUGAAAUCUGAUAGAAUGGAGCAGUUUUGGACUACAGACCCUUUGACUAAAGUACAGUACCAAAUCAACCAAAAUGCUGCUCUAACAUGGUACCAAGCAAGUAAAAGUUGUGAGCAACAAGAUGCUGCCUUAUUAGGCAUCACAGAGUUGCAUGAGCAAAUGUACCUGGCAGGGUUAACUGCUACUUUGACUACUGAACUCUGGUUUGGCCUUAAUAGUUUGGACUUCAACAGUGGGUGGCAAUGGAGUGGUGGUCAACCUUUCAGACUCUUAAACUGGGCACCAGGCAAUCCUUCCCCAGAACCUGGAAAAACCUGUGGAACAUUUAAUCCAGCUAAGGGAGGUAAAUGGGAAAGCCAAGAAUGCAAUAAUAAACUUGGAUAUAUUUGUAAAAAAGGAAAUGCCACGCUGAACUCCUUCAUUAUUCCUUCAGAAACAAACACGCCCAUUAAGUGUCCCGAUGGAUGGAUAUCCUAUGCAGGUCACUGUUAUAAGAUUCACAGAGAAGCCAAUUUGUGGAAAGAUGCCUUAACACUUUGCAGAAAGCAAGGUGGCGAUUUGGCAAGUAUCCACAACAUUGAAGAAUACAGCUUUAUUCUUUCCCAGCUUGGGUACAAACCAACUGAUGAAUUGUGGAUUGGACUGAAUGACCUCAAGAUUCAAAUGUAUUUUGAAUGGACUGAUGGGACCCCAGUGACAUACAGCAAAUGGCUACCUGGAGAGCCAACCCAUACCACAAAUGGGCAAGAAGACUGUGUUGCUAUGAAAGGAAAGGAUGGGUAUUGGUCAGAUCAACCUUGUGAUAUGAAACUGGGAUACAUUUGCAAAAGUAAACCGUUGAAAGAAGCUCCAGCAGAAACUGAGACUGUUCAAGAAGGUUGCAAGAGAGGCUGGAAAAGACAUGGUUUCUACUGUUACAUGAUUGGAAAUGUAUUUGCAACAUUUGCUGAGGCAAACCAAACAUGUAGAAGAGAAGAUGCUCAUUUGGUGGCUGUUGAAGAUAGGUAUGAACAAGCCUAUCUGACCAGUUUGAUUGGACUUAGAACUGAAACACAUUUCUGGAUUGGUUUUUCUGACACAGAAGAAAAAGGAACGUUCAAGUGGAGUGGUGGAGAAGUUGUUUCAUUCACUCACUGGAAUGCAGAAAUGCCUGGAAGGAAGCCAGGCUGUGUAGCCAUGAGGACUGGAAUUGCAGGUGGCUUAUGGGAUCUUCUGAAAUGUGAGACAAAGGCAAAAUUUCUCUGCAAGCGUUGGGCUGACGGAGUGACUGUUCCACCUAUACCAACAACGACUCCUGCUCCCCAGUGCCCUGAAGACUGGAGUUCAAGUGAUCAGAGGAAUAUAUGCUUCAAAGCUUUCUCAAGACGAUUUGAAAAGAAACACUGGUCUGAGGCUCAAAGUUUUUGUAGAGCUAUUGGGGGUGACUUGGCCUCCAUUGCCAGUUCAAAAGAAGAACGUUCAUUGCAGCGCUACUUAUCGAACUUUGGAUUCACUGGUUCUCAUUACUGGAUAGGACUCAAUUACAUAAGCCAGACUGAAGGAUAUGCAUGGAGCGAUGGUUCUCCAGUAGGAUAUAGAAACUGGGGAUAUGGAGAACCUAAUAAUUAUAAUGGAGUAGAACAUUGUACAGAAUUAAAUCCGGAUUUCCGCAUGUUCUGGAAUGAUGUACACUGUGAUGAUAUACACUACUGGAUUUGUCAGAUUGGAAGAGGAGAACAGCCAAAACACGAGCCAACAGAUCCACCUCUCCCAGUUUUUCAGAAGACCAGUGAUGGAUGGCUCAUCAAUGGAGACAAACAGUAUUAUGUCAGCACUGAUCUUGUUCCCAUGGAAAAAGGACGGGAGUUUUGCAAGAAAAAUUCUGCAGAGCUAGCUGUCAUUGAAGGCAACAAUGAAAGGAGGUUCCUAACUAAAUAUAUUUCAAAAACUGAACAGGACAAUUCUUACUUCAUUGGUUUACAACUGAGUAUUGAUAAGGAGGUUAGCUGGAUGGAUGGAACUCCUGUGAAAUAUGUCGCCUGGUCACCACAUGAACCCAACUUUGCAAACAAUGAUGAAAACUGUGUGGUUAUUUACAAAUCAACAGGUCUUUGGAAUGAUGUAAAUUGCGGUUACCCACAUCCUUUCAUAUGCGAACGACACAACAGUUCUGUCAAUGCAACAGUUGCUCCUACAACGAUGUCUGUCCCAAGGGGAUGUCCGGAAUCAUGGCUUAUGUUUGAAAAUAAGUGCUAUAAAUUUUUUGGACUUAAGGAAGAAGAGCAAAAGAGUUGGGGUGAUGCACGAACAGUUUGUGUACGUUUAAAAGGAAAUUUGGCUACAAUAAGUAACGAAAGGACCCAAGCCUUUCUCACUUCCCAUUUAUAUAAUUUCCAAACGGAUGUAUGGAUAGGACUAAAUGAUAUUAAUCAGGAGCAAAUGUACCUCUGGACAGAUGGGAGAGGAGUCUUCUACACAAACUGGGCCAAGGGUUUCCCAUCCACAUAUGAUUCAGACAGGGAAGACUGUGUUGUGAUGAGAAGCAGACCUCUCAGAGAAGCUGGGACAUGGAGACAUUUUCACUGCUCCACUAAGAAAGGCUUUAUAUGCCAAACAAAUACAGACCCAGAAUCUUCUGUCCCUGCAUCAACCACUCCUGUACAAUUUUUCCAUUAUAAUAAUGGUACCUACUUCUUCAGAGAAACCAGAAUGACAUGGAAGGAUGCCCAAAAAAUCUGUGAAGGAGAAAAUGCUGACCUAGCUAGUAUCUUAGAUCCCUACAGCCACUCACGCCUCUGGCUACUCAUGUUAAAAUAUGGAAAGCCUGUGUGGAUUGGCCUCAACAGCAAUGUGACUGAUGGACAAUAUACAUGGAUCGAUAAGUUCAAAAUGAAGUACACUAAGUGGGCUGCGGGGGAACCAAAACAAAAAUUUGGUUGUGUUUAUCUGGAUCUGGAUGGAACAUGGAAGACAGGAUCUUGUAAUGAAAAUUAUUUUCCACUCUGUAAACGUUCUCUUGUGAAGGCGCCUACUGAACCACCUCAGCUUCCAGGAAAGUGUCCAGAAUCAGAGGAGAAACCUUGGAUCCCUUUCCGUGGCCACUGUUACCAUUUUGAAUCCUCAACAAGGAUGUCUUGGUCUUCGGCCUCUUUAGCUUGCUUUCGGUUAGAUGCAUCUCUGGUUUCAAUAAUGGAUUCAGCAGAAGCACGCUUUUUAGUAGAAAAUACAGAAGCACUUGAAAGUAAAACACGAACAUUUUGGACUGGAAUGAUUAAAAAUGUGAAGGGUAAUUGGAUUUGGCUGGACAACGCUGUCGUGGAUUUUGUCAACUGGAAUGAAGGGGAGCCUUCCCCGCAAAGCAGCGAGCAGUGUGUGGAAAUGUAUUCUUCAUCGGGGAACUGGAACAACGCUUACUGCAAUAACUAUAUGGGAUAUAUCUGCAAAAAACCCAAAGAGAUUGAAACUGUGCCUACUCAGAAGCUUCCAGAAAAGAAAGAACCAAGGAAGAUGGAUGAUACUCCUGUACGAACCCACAACAAAGCUGUUGCUGUGGCUGUUGUGGUGAUCCUCAUCCUGGCAGGAGCUGCUCUUGCAGGUUACUAUUUCUACAAGAAAAGGGGCCAGCAGACAGGGACAGAUGACAACUUUGAGAACAAUCUCUAUUUUAAUAGCAGUUCAACUCCCGGAACAAGUGAUACAAAGGACCUUAUGAUGAACAUGGAGCAAAAUGAACGUGCAGCAAUUUAGUCUGAUAAAAUAUAAGCUAUGCCUUCUUUUAAUAAACGUAUUGAACCUCCUAAAGUACUCUGCCAAAAAUUAAUGUUUCCUGUACAAAAUAGUGCUAAUAAUCCCAUUUGUUUCAGCAUUUGUAUUGCAUGCUAACCAUGGAAUGACUUCAUUCUGUACUCCCAAUAAUUCAGCAGCUUUGUUAAAAUAAGCCCAAAGUAUCCCUGCUAACUUGGCUAAGAGGCAUCUUUUAAUGUGGUGAUUCUCUUUAUUUAGCAGGGGGAGAGUAACUGGCCCUAUCCACCCCCAGCACAGUACCUCCAGUGACUGUUGCUGGUGUCUAUCUUAUGUUUCUUUUUAGAUUGUGAGCCUUUUGGGGACAGAGAUCCAUCUUAUUUUUAUUUAUUAUUUCUCUGUGUAAACUGCCCUGAGCCAUUUUUGGAAGGGCGGUAUAGAAAUGGAAUAACUAACUAAAUAACUAUCUUGAUAACUGAGCCACUGGAUAAGAGAAUAGCUGACAGCACUUAACAGAAGAUCCAUUUUAAAAUUUGUUGUGCAGAAAAAGGGAGCCAUUGCUAGAGGGAAAUCAAAUAAAUAAAUAAUACACUUCAUUUGUUAGCUGCCCCAUAACAAAUUGUUCUCUGGGCGGCUUACAAAUAGCAUUAAAACAUCAAAUAAAGAAAUGGGAAUGUCACUAUAUUAAUGUGUUACCUGUGCAUAUUAACAAACUGAUAUGGGAGAACUAAGAUACUACUGAAAUAUUCCUUUUCUCGGUUGCUGCUGCCAGGGACACCUCGUGGGUUCUCCUCCUCCACUAGAUCCGAGGCAGGACAGAUCUGAUUUGAUAGAAAAACAAGCCCACGCCCCUUCGGGGCUGAGUGGAUUACCUCGUCCCAGUUCUUUCUGUCCUCGCUCAGCUCCAGGCAGCAGAUUUCUUCUUCUCUGAAUUUUUCCUCAUUUCUAAAGUGUUUGUCCUCCUGAGUCUUUACCAUUUUCUUCCUUUUCUCACACCCCUGCCUCUUCUGUUCCACUCUAUUCCCGUGUGUGAGAAAUAAUAAUAAAAAAAGCUUUGUGUUUUUCCCGGCUUAUCCCACCCCCCCCCGGCCUUCCUUCGCUCCUUUCCUUUACUGUUGUAUGGAGCAUGAGCAUGGAAGGAAAGUAGUCUUAGUGCCCCGAGGGCUCCGUCAAGUGGUUUUCGGCCCCGGCACCUCCAAGCCCUUCAGCCAGCCCGCAGCCUUCAAUCCAGUUUCACUCUGUUUCCAAGCGGCACUGGCGCUUGGCGAAACACUACUGCCCUUUCCAGACACAGCCACAGCCUCCGCAAUGGCCGCAGUGCCAGUGUUGGUGACGGCCACCAUAGAGCUGCCCACGCUGCUUGCUCUCCAGCCCGCCCCGAGUCUCCCACCUCCGGGCCACAAGACUUGCACUUCGGCAGCCAGGUGUGCGGUACUACCUCCCGUCAGCCCUCUAGAACACAGCCAGAUCGGGUGUCUGUGGAUUCCCUUCACCAACCUGCCCCCUACUUCGGCAGAGAUCCGGGCUAUUUCUCUGGCACAGGAGCGCAGCAGGUGUGAAAUGGUGGCUGAGCACCAAAAAUGGCAUGAAAGGAGAGUAAGGCCACCAUUUUGGAGGAGGAGGACCAGCUCUCUACAGGGACCUCGCGCACUGAGACUCCAUUGAGGGAGGUAACUGGGGAGACUCAGGGUUCCUCAAAAACGAAUGUUGUGUCUGCUGUGGCGGCAGGGGAUCGUGUCCCUUCUAGUGCCGGUCCUUCCCUGGCUCUCCCUAAAGCAAUGCCACCUGAAUGGCAGGCAUGGUUCAAGAAUGCUAUCAUAAGACACUAUUUAUCUAGCAAGCAAGAUUCGGUUUAGAGUGAUUGAGGCACGAGUGAUUGAGGCUGUGCAUUUCAGAUUAACCGGUUUCAUUUGAAUGAAAUUAGUCAUGUAUAUGGUAUUUGAAGGUAUUGAUGUUUUAUGUAUUUUAUUGUUGUUGUUUCUUUUUCUUGUAUUUAUGCUGGCCUUGGGCUGAAAUAAACAAACACAUACAUACAUACACUA
Hemicordylus capensis (graceful crag lizard) is the source of this 6545-nucleotide messenger RNA. RefSeq names its product mannose receptor C-type 1 (gene MRC1). The coding region runs from base 109 to 4509 and encodes 1466 amino acids. The transcript is spliced from 30 exons. Gene Ontology annotation, molecular function: signaling receptor activity. NCBI's taxonomy places the organism in Eukaryota, Metazoa, Chordata, Lepidosauria, Squamata, Cordylidae. The record is from RefSeq and is a predicted model, not a curated record.